Messenger RNA from Lodderomyces elongisporus, 861 nucleotides. RefSeq lists its product as uncharacterized. The transcript has a single exon. The record is from RefSeq and is a predicted model, not a curated record. Lineage: Eukaryota; Fungi; Ascomycota; Pichiomycetes; Serinales; Debaryomycetaceae. The coding region runs from base 1 to 861 and encodes 286 amino acids.
AUGAUCAAAGAGUCGGAAGAAAUGAGAUUAAGAUCUGAGCGAGAGCGAACAGUAAGGGGACACAUUAGAAUCAGGUUCACUCCCAUUAUUGAAAGAUUUGUUGAAUUACCAACAUACCAUUUGAGCGACAAUGAGAGCAUCCUUAUAUGGAAGGAAGAACUCGAAAGUUUGGAAUAUAGGUUUUGUGGAAUAAUGACUCUGCUUGUUAAGCACGAAAGUAUGGAGCCAAUGAAAAAAAUAGCCAUGUUUCCAUACCAAAAAUGGGAUGAUGAAACUUUUGAACUUUUUCUAAAAUACCUUUAUUUCGAGUUUCAAAUAGUUUUGGAUAAGAAUAUAGGAACCUUCAGUUCCGCGCCACUUGGAGAAUUAUGGAAUACAGUUCGUACUGCGCGGGAUCCAAAUCUAGGAAAGAAGCUCACGAGUAGGAUUCUAUCUUACCACACAUUCAUUACAAACAAUGCAACAACCACGAGUGCAAUACAUCCUUGCAAAACUAUGCAGAAUAUAUCUGAAUUAAAAUUAUCAAAUAAUGACGAAAUGCAAGAUUUUAUCAAUCAGUUGGACCUGAAGUAUGAGCACGGUCUUUUCAUUUUCUCAUGCAAUCAGACCUAUGAAUUCCAAUAUAUUUGUAGAAGUAUCUAUGCGGAAGCCUAUAAGAACUGGUUACUAAAUAAGGACUCUGGAGUACCAACCUUGAGUUCGAUUAAUGAACUGUUUUUACGCCACGCUGACUAUUUUGUUGCAGAUAGGAGAUUUGAUGAACAAAGGAAAAGGAUGAAUAAAACGAGAAAUGAAAAACGCAAUAACAAUAGCAACUCCAAAAAGACUGUGAAGGACAGUUUGGAGAGUGAUGAUGAUUGA